AUGUCUUACUUGGUGGAGAGCAACCUCGAUGAUCUUCAUCUAGUGGACACGGCCAGGGUAUCCUUGGGUUCAGCGGGGCUUGCGGCGUUGCAGGCUGAUCGUUGGUAUCUGGUGGGUCUACUGCUUGGCCCGAAGGGCAAUCUUCUGGGGUUCAUAGGUACUAUACCUACGAUUUGGCGUAUGAAAUCUAGACUGACGAUUCAUGAAGUGGGAGAGCGUUUUGUGUUUCAAUUUGAGCAUAAGGCUGAAAGAAGCAAGAUCUUGCAUGGAGGACCUUGGUUUUAUAGAAAUACGAUGGUAGUGCUUGGCAAUUAUGACGGUAUUGGUCUGGUGCAUGAGGUUCCUCUGAAUCUGGUGGAAGCAUGGGUUGCAGUUAAGGGACUUCUGGUGGGUUUCCGAAAUAAGGCUGCGCUGAACUUGGUGGGAUCUGCUCUGGGCUAUGUGAUUCGCUUUGAUCAUAACGCUCUAUAUUGGAAGGAGGCAGAGCAAAGGAUCUGUUUAGUCUUUGAUGUUCGAAGGCGGAUUAGGGUUUGGAUGCUUUUUGAGUUUUCAGUGACGGUGGCACCUGAACUGUCGUUCAACUUUGAAAAGGUCCCGCGGAUUUUGUCGGAGUUGUGGCUUCUUCAUGCAUGGAGAGGCAAGAUGUGA
Messenger RNA from Rosa chinensis, 648 nucleotides. RefSeq lists its product as uncharacterized. Lineage: Eukaryota; Viridiplantae; Streptophyta; Magnoliopsida; Rosales; Rosaceae. Bases 1 to 648 code for a protein of 215 amino acids. The record is from RefSeq and is a predicted model, not a curated record. The transcript has a single exon.